UUCUUUACAGGAAGAUGCUUUCUUUUCCUUUCUCUUUGUUCUCCUCUCAUCUUUGCCAGGAAUCACAUUGGUGUAUAUACAGAGGGCACCUGCUUUCUUUGUCCAACGCAAACCAGUCCUCCUCUUCCGAGCACAGCAAUGGCGAGGGUGCCGUCGGAUCCUCUGGUCGUGGGGAUGGUGAUCGGAGAAGUCAUCGACUCGUUCAGCCCGAGCGUGAAGAUGACGGUGACCUACAACUCCAACAAGCUGGUCUGCAACGGCCAUGAGUUCUUCCCCUCGGCCGUGGUGUCCAAGCCCAGGGUGGAGGUCCAAGGUGGUGAUAUGAGGUCCUUCUUCACGCUGGUGAUGACAGACCCAGAUGUGCCAGGCCCUAGCGAUCCGUACCUUAGGGAGCAUGUCCACUGGAUCGUGAGUGACAUCCCUGGCACGACUGAUGCAUCUUUCGGGAAGGAGAUGGUGAGCUACGAGAGCCCCAGGCCCAACAUCGGCAUCCACCGCUUCGUGUUCGUGCUCUUCCAGCAGAAGAGGAGGCAGUCGGUGACGCUGCCGGCCUCGAGAGACCACUUCAGCACCCGCCAGUUCGCGCAGGAGAACGACCUCGGCCUCCCCGUCGCCGCCGUCUACUUCAACGCCCAGAGGGAGACCGCCGCGCGCAGGCGCUGAUGACGGUGCCUCCACACGUACUCUCUCUAGCUGCAUGAUGACUAAUGACUGUGUGAUGCCCCUAAAUAAGCCGCCGCCGCCGCCGCUGCUGUUGUUGAUGAUGAUGAUGAUGAUGAUGAUGUUGUUGAAGUCUUCCUUGGAAGUAGAAGUGGAGUGGAUGUAUAUUAUUAUGCUAAAGAUCUUUAUGUGUUCAAAGUUGUGUUAUAGAUGAGGAUAUCAGCUCAACAAA
Musa acuminata subsp. malaccensis (wild Malaysian banana) is the source of this 892-nucleotide messenger RNA. RefSeq names its product CEN-like protein 2. The record is from RefSeq and is a predicted model, not a curated record. NCBI's taxonomy places the organism in Eukaryota, Viridiplantae, Streptophyta, Magnoliopsida, Zingiberales, Musaceae.